GGCUGCUCGUGAUUAGAACCGUUAAACUCACGUGCACGCGUGUCUUGCUCAAUGCUGAUGUUUUAGUGCGCACCACAAUAAUUAACAGAACAUGUUUUACGUGUGUUAAUUAGUUUUUUUUUAAUUGUGUUUUGGUCGCGUGUUAACCAAUAAUUAGAUACCACGGCAAAUGUGAGGGAUAAAAAAACAGAAUCAAAUUUGAAAUUAGUCAGCUUAGAAGUUUGUGUUGAGCAAAUCUUGAAGUUAGAAAGUGAAAUCCGAAGUGUUGUGUGGCUUCACAAAAUGGUGAAAAAAUGAAGUCCUAAAAUUUCAAUCGGAUAAUGGAGAUGAAACCGGUAGCCGACUGGCGUCGUAACUUUAGUCACGCUCGUACAUAGACACAAUGCUGGUUAGAGACGGUGGGCGAGCCAUAGUGACGUCACUUCUUCUGCUACUGCUGCUCUCGAUUGGAGAGGGGUGCGGCCCGGGGAGGGGGUCGGGGCGGCGGAAACGCCCACGGAAACUGACGCCCCUCGUCUUCAAGCAGCACGUGCCUAACGUCAGCGAAAACACCCUGGGCGCGAGCGGCCUGACGGACGGGCCAAUCAAAAGAUCGGACGCCAAGUUCAAGGACUUAGUCAGGAACAAUAACCCUGACAUUCUCUUCAAAGAUGAGGAGGGGACAGGGGCGGAUCGGAUCAUGUCUCAGCGCUGUAAGGACAAGCUGAACACGCUGGCCAUCUCCGUGCUCAACCAGUGGCCAGGGGUCAAGCUCAGGGUCACAGAGGCCUGGGAUGAGGACGGGAUGCAUGUAGAAAACUCACUCCAUUACGAGGGACGGGCAGUGGACAUUACAACAUCAGACAGGGACCGAUCCAAGUACGGCAUGUUGGCUAGACUGGCAGUCGAGGCGGGGUUUGACUGGGUCUACUAUGAGACACGGGGUCACAUUCACUGUUCCGUCAAAUCAGAUUCGUCAGUGGCCAUCAAUUUUGGCGGCUGUUUCCCUCCCUCCAGCACAGUCCUGCUCUCAUCUGGGCAGACGACCCCGCUCUCACAGCUUCGUGCUGGGGACAGUGUGCUCAGCAUGGAUGCAGGCGGCCAUCUUGUUUACAGUGACGUCAUCGCCUUCCUAGACCGCAGUACAGAGCGCGUGGCGACCUACUACACCCUGACAACAUCUUCAGGCAGGGGCGUCACCCUCACAUCCAAGCACCUCAUCUAUGUCACACACCACAGUGACUCACUGACUCUUAACGACACAAAUAAAACUAUUUAUAGAACGAGGGAAGCGUCAGAACGACCUCGGCUAGCCUACGCAGAAGAAGUUCGUGUGGGCCAGUACAUAUUUCUUGUCACAGACUCUACCUCAACUGCUGGUAGCUCACCUUCCGGUGACUCGCCUGAAAAUGUGUCACCAUCCAUCUCUCCUGUGAGGCCCCCGGUACACGUCACGGUUCCCGAGCAAGUGGUGGCCAUACAGAUCCGCGCCAUCAGAGGCGUGUACGCCCCCCUCACCCAGCUGGGCACCAUCGUGGUGGACGGCUACGUCACGUCCUGUUACGCCUUUCUAAAAGAUGUGCAGUUGGCGCACACAGCGCUAGCGCCAUUGCGAGGCUAUCACGUGAUACAGAAAUAUAUAGGACAUUGGCUGGAAUCUAUUUUCUCCGAUCUGAAUGUGUGGUCGCCGUCGUCUGCUAGCAGUAGCCAGACGAACAUCACGAGCCACGAGACGACCCAAGACGGGGCGCAUUGGUUCGCCCAAUGCUUGUACACUAUCGCAGUCCAUUUGCUUGGAAUGGAUUUAUUCAUUUCGCUUUAAGUGUCAAAAAAUACUUAAAGUACGACAUGUAUUUUUUUUUAAAGUUUGAAAAGUUUAAUAUUUUAUUUGAAGUAUGAAAAGUUAAAUAUUUCACUUAAUGUAUAAAACGUUCAAUAGCUCGUUUUAAGUAUGAGAACUUUAUUAUUUUACUUAAAUUAUGAAACGUUGAAUAUUUCAAUUAAAUUAUGAAAAGUGAAAUAUUUUAUUUAAGUUAUAAAACGUUGAAUAUUUCAGUUAAAUUAUGAAAAGUUCAAUAUUUUAUUUAAGUUAUAAAACGUUCAAUGUUUCAGUUAAAUUAUGAAAAGAGAAAUAUUUUAUUUAAGUUAUGAAACGUUGAAUAUUUGACCUAAGUUUAAAAGUUGAACAUAUUUUUCAGACUUCUGUUGCUUAAUAUUGAUAACAUUUAUAAUUGUCAGUUGUUUUAAAUGUUAUUUGUGAUCUAAGAUUAAUGCAACGGAAGUUUUGCUGCUUUAGUUCUUUUGUAUCAAAUAUUUGAUGAUGUCAUUCAAUUUCCUUAAGUAAAAAAAAGUAAAAUUCGUUAUAGUAAUAGCGACUUAUACAGACCAUGCAUCCAACUUAAUUAGCGACUUACACAGACUGUGCAUCCAACUUAAUUAGCGACUUAAUUAGCAACUUAUAUAGACCAUACAUACAACUUAAUUAGUGACUUAAUUAGCGACUUACACAGACCGUGCAUCCAACUUAAUUAGCGACUUAAUUAACGACUUACACAGACAUUGAAUCCAACUUAAUUAGUGAUAUUCUUUAUUUACUUAUGCAUCCAAUGAAAAAAUAUCUAGGCUUAGGCUUUCAAUGAUAUUGUACUGUGAGAAAGAAUAAAAUUUAUCCAAUUAUUAUUGUAAACACAUUCAGAAAUUUGUCUUUCGGGUUUAAGUUUUACAAAACAAAAAUCACAUUCGUUUAUUAACUUACAUUUUGUUUGCUUAUACAACAAUUUGGUAAUGUUCAUUUCGAUUAUAUGUUGAGCUAAAUUAUUGUAAAAAAAAAACUUUUGAGUUCGAAGACUGUAUUGAACUUACAGCUUGCAAUACUGGCUGUGCGUCUUACACUGUGUAUAUAUUUACAUAUCAACACAAACGAUGUCUAUAUUCUUACAUAAUGAAUUUUGUGUCUAACUAGAUGAAGUGUGUUCAUGUGGACACGUCAUACUUACAGCCUACACAUACAUGUCAUGUAUUGACAAUAUUUGAAUGCGUAUUGACAUAUGAAUUCAGCUUUUGCUAUGUUUAUUUUUAGUUCAUACCGUCACGUGACUAUGCGAGUCAUCUCUGAAUUGUUUAGAGAGUCUAGAUAUCAGCAGACGGACAAUUUACACUAUAAAUAUUCGCUACAAUGCAAUAGAAAUAAAUAAAUAUUCUACUUAAAAUCUAAUUUACUUUUUGUUCACCUAAAAUAGAUCACGUUCCGUGCUGAAAGUCGGAAAACAAAAACGAUAAAUAAUUGAAAUGUUGGCGUAUCGAAGCGGAACAAUUUGACAGUAAUAUCGAUUUGAGUAAAAAUGACUGGUUUCAAUAUGGGACAUUAUGACUAGUAAAGAUAUUAAAAUCGAUUGCUGUUUGACUACCUCAUGAUAAAUGUUUUGCCAUUAGCCUGGAGUCAUGUAUCGUUGAUUGCUGUCAGUGACAUGCUGUCAGUGACAUGCUGUCAGUGACAGCACUCGAACAGGCUGUACUCCUCUUUCAUCACAUCCAUUUCAUUACACGUCACACAACCAA
This is a messenger RNA of Physella acuta, 3537 nucleotides long. RefSeq names its product sonic hedgehog protein. The record is from RefSeq and is a predicted model, not a curated record. Gene Ontology annotation, molecular function: patched binding; calcium ion binding. Gene Ontology annotation, biological process: cell-cell signaling; cell fate specification; intein-mediated protein splicing. Lineage: Eukaryota; Metazoa; Mollusca; Gastropoda; Physidae.